Molecule: messenger RNA, 1207 nt
Organism: Microdochium trichocladiopsis
Lineage: Eukaryota; Fungi; Ascomycota; Sordariomycetes; Xylariales; Microdochiaceae
Exons: 1
Coding region: 281-1018 (245 amino acids)
Source: RefSeq, a predicted model, not a curated record
UGCCUGUGGUGCCCCAGAAUCCGCCCUCCUUGCCUAUAUGCCAGCAGCGCUCGCCACUCGCUGUCCGAGAAGGCCAGUCCCCUAGCCCAGAACGAAGGCGCUCCAAGCCACCCACCCCUUUAACACUGCCUACACUGGUGCGCGCACUACAAGCUUGUUGCCUUGCGCUGCCUUGAUCACCUCAAAAGGCCUCCCAUCUCCCACUGGUCGAGUGUUCUGGACGUUCCCGUCUUCACCUCUCCCGAACAGCCUCCAGCUCGUUCUGGACACGACAGCCACCAUGAACGACCUCAACGAAACCGGCGCCGAACUCCAGCUCAGCGAUGUCUCUAUUGUCGUUUCGGCCCUUUUCAAGGACGAAGACAGCAUCGAUGCCACCACAGACAACUUCAAGGAUACUGGUGCGGACUCCUGGAACAGUGAUGACAAUACCAACAUUUCGUACCUUUCCGGAGACGAGAACAGCAUCAAUGUCACCACCUUCAAGCCUGGCAGAUACUUCGUGCCCUUCCACGACAGCAGAAGUGCGCAGGACGGCGAGCACAGUGGCCGCCUCUAUGUUGUCUUGAAGAAGGGCAACACAGGUUGCAGCGCGGGCCAGGACACCGAUGAACAAUUCGCACACGCCACGUUCGUCGCCCGUUUCACGCGGUACACACCCGAACCUUCCGCCGAGAGUUCCCAGCUCGUAACUCCUAUCCUCUACGUACAUCCGAUUACUCGAACCGUUACAGGCGAACGACUUCACGAUGAGGGCAAGAUCAUACUUCCGAACAUUCAAUUAAUGGAAAAUUGCCUCUCCGGGAAGGCCGACGAGGAAUUAGGAGAGACAUAUAUCCUUAAUACGGAACAGUAUCAGGCCUUGCAAAAAUUGGUCGACACACUCACCAACGACAUAAACGAUCUUCUCAUGAUCUGUGAACAUCCGAACGCAUGGGCUGACACGAAGCGGCUCAUUCUCGACAAGGGAGUUUUGCGUAGCUGGUGGUCACAAGGGACAGUCCCAUUGCUGGGGUGAGUCAUAUCUUACUACAAUGAGACUCCUGAUCACGCAUGGUCAGUCUUGCUACAACGCAUACAGGAACUCAAUUAUCUGAACGAGAAUAUUCCCACGUACAAAGCCUUUUUCGCGCGGUGUCUCGGUCACUUAGCACGGGUGGCCAGGUGUAUGUCGCCUCUCCAGGAAGAGAAGGAUCAGUGGGCUGGA